UACCUGAACUUGGUAAGGUUAAGGCUAUCAACGGUACCUAGCGGAUUAACAGGUACCUACCUGCCCGAGCUCUAAGUCGGCAUUGAAACCCUAUCAACCUCCGAUCCAAUCCCGAGCAGCAAUUGUUCGAUCCAUUAUUUUCUUCACUACUUGUCGCUAACAACUCCGGGCUGUCUAUAAAUAUUCUGCCACCUCGCGAUACUUGUCUCGCCCUUCAUAUGUCAUGAGGGGCUCCAGAUCUACCUGCUUGCUGUGUCGCCACUUAGCAGCAAGUUCGGGCGGCGCAGACUUAAGAGUAGCGAAAUGGCAAAUCCACGCAUCGCGAUUUUCGACCACGGCCACCCCGCGAAGCGAUGACUCGACGAUCGCGUCGACGACUCCAACCUCCAAUGCGCCUCCCCCUUCAGAGGUGGCAGCCGACACUUCAGGACUGGACAAAGUUCGGAGGGUAGUGCAAAAUGACCACAAGAGCACUUCCGACAUAAAAUGGCCUCAGAAUAGAUCCAGAAAGGUCCCAGGGGCAGCUGGCGACUCAGCUCGGGUGGACGCCUUGUUCCAACAGAUCGUCCACAAGCAAACUACAGACAAAGAUGCACCAGUUGGAACGCAACAAACAAAUCCCAAUAUGGACUUGGCUCUCGUCGAAGCCAUUGGAAAGCUAAAGCUUAUGGUCGAAAGGGACGAACCCGAGGCAGACGCAUAUGCCUACCUCAAAUCGGAGAUAUACCCGUUACUUCAAGAACCAGACGUAACCGUACCCAGGGUUUUCUCUAUGGUAGUGUUGAGGCUGAUGGAAAAAGUCGUUGCUGCUAAGAAGGAGUCGAUACGUUCACCUGAGCUACCAACAGUUGCCGACAUUUUUCGGGUUUACACGGAUAUUGGCGAAAUGAAGCCUCAGCGAUGGGCCGUACUCGCGGGAGAAUUAAUCCAGAAAAUCAUAGAGAUAGAUCCCUCCGCCGAGGAGCAAGACCCUGCCAUAGUCGAAGGUGGACUUGCCACCCGCGAUGCCAUGCUCGCGGAUCUUGUCGAAUCCUGGAAAGUUCUCUCCCUACCUCAAACCACACCCGUGGCGCCUGAUGAUGAGUUGAUGGAUGGGUUCUGGUUCCCGAAACUCGAUAAAUUCUCCCUGCAGAAGUUUUCACGUGAAGGAAACUUCCCCGCGGCUUUCAGUAGUAUUUUCCCACAAUAUCCCCCACACAAUGUCGGUGCUCCUGUGGCCCUCUUAGCCAUUGCCACAUAUGCUUUGUUGCUCGAUGACCAACGAAGCAAUCUCGAUGUCAGACAAAGUGCUGCUCGUUUUGUCUCUCAAGUAGCCUAUCUCAUCUCAUUUGUGAAUUAUCGAGAUGAUGCCUUGCGGAAAGAAAUCUCAAACACCUUCCCGGCGAUUAAAGAGUAUGUUAUGGCGCGGUGGCUCGACAUCAAGGCACAGCUAAAAGACAGAAUUGAGUCGAUGGCGACGUCUGCCACAUACGCAGAAUCCAAUAAAUCCUUAUAUUCGGCCAAUCACGAUAAAAUCAACCCGAUCUCCAUGGGAACUCAUCUCAACCAUGCAUAUCUAACCCGGAACACUAGCGAGGUAGACAGGACCUGGCAAAGGUUUGUAGGGUCCGAGAAAGAUAUUCCUUUGGAAAAGGCUGCUGAGCUUCGAAUGUACCCCGAUCUUUUCGACUUCUUCAUUUAUACUCGCAUGGCCUUGAACCAGCCUGAUCAUGCCAUCGCCGCGCUAAAUACUCUGCGCAAAGUCGGGCUUAGACCGACGAUGAAGACGUGGAACAGCAUGCUCGACGGUUGUAAGAAGUCUCGCAACGUCAACGGCAUCAAGAAUGUGUGGGCAAAACUUGCGGGGUCCGGAAUGAAGCUGGAUGCGAAGCUAUGGACCACUCGUAUAGCCGGCCUCAUUGAAUCUGGUGAUGUCGAGAGCGGAAUAAGAGCCCUAGAGGAGAUGACGAAAUUGUGGAAUAGUAGCUCGAAAGAAGAGAACACCACGGCUGUCAAACCGACUAUAGAGCCUGUCAAUGCUGCCCUCAACGGUCUAGUACGUCAGCACCAAGUCGCCGCUGCCGAAAGUCUCCUAGCUUGGGCGGCUCGGCAAGGUAUCAAACCUGAUAUCUUCACAUACAAUAUCCUAUUAGGCCGCUUCGUUCGGGAUGGAAGGAUUGAGGACGUGCGGCGAAUAUUUACUAUGAUGCAGGGUGCCGGCGUAUCUGCGAACGAAGCGACAUUUACGAUAGUGCUGGACGAGGCGUUUACUACGAUAGAUCCGGAUGACAUAGAAGAACAAACGAGAACGGUGAUAGGUAUGCUCGGCCACAUGAAAGCGGUCGGGAUGGAACCGAACCUGCAGACAUACGGCAAGAUAAUUUAUCGCCUCCUCCAGUUCGGCGACCGGGCCAGUAAUGGCAUCAAGACCGUGCUAGCUCAUCUAUGGGGCCACGGCUACGAGCUCUCGCCACAAAUCUUCACGAUGCUGAUGGAACAUUACUUCUCGCGCAACCCCCCCGACCUAGACUCCGUCGACUCGCUAUUGCAGCGCCGCCGCGUACUUAACUACGAUCACGUGGAAGACAAUAUCUUAUACGACCGCAUCAUUAAGGGCUACGCACUAGCCGGCCGGCCCUCCAAGGCCCUUGAGUAUUAUUACAAGCUUAGCGCUGCCGGCGCCACUAUCAUCCUAUCUACACAGAUAGAGCUACUAUAUUCGCUGCUCCGCGACGGCCGCGUCGACGACGCGCGCGACAUGGUCGCUAAUACAAAGAGGCUGUUUGAGGAGUCGCACAGCGCCUCGGACGAGGUAGAGAGCGCCCGGUUCUGGGGCCAUCGCUUCUGGCAGCUGGCUUUCUCGAAUGGCCUCAUCGAGGAGAGAGAUGCUGCUGCUGCCCGUGUUUCUUCCCAGAUUGGUGAGACUUAGCUUAGCAGCCUGUAAAUAUUGCAUGUAAAUGGCGUAAGCAUAGAUCUCGGGGCAUGACAUGUAGACUUGGUUGAAGACUUGGUUGAAAACUUGGUUGAAAACUUUGUGGCACGUGUUAUAAAUGAAUAAAGUGACGAGUUCAAAAUA
Messenger RNA from Daldinia loculata, 3055 nucleotides. RefSeq lists its product as uncharacterized. NCBI's taxonomy places the organism in Eukaryota, Fungi, Ascomycota, Sordariomycetes, Xylariales, Hypoxylaceae. The transcript has a single exon. Gene Ontology annotation, molecular function: protein binding. The coding region runs from base 224 to 2908 and encodes 894 amino acids. The record is from RefSeq and is a predicted model, not a curated record.